AUGUCGCGCUUCCGUCCCGACGACGACGAUCUGGCUUACGGCGACAUUCCGCAAAGAUGGGAUCGCGAGCGCUUCGAGCGAUUCGGGUCGCGGGCUGGCCCACCUCCCGGAAGACGAGUUGAGGAUGACUACUACUACCAUGAACGAGAGCGAGCAGGACACCGAGACGUCGCGGUAGCCGAGCGUGUGGAGAGUCGUGGUCCGAGAGGACGAUGGGUCUUCGAGGACGAUCGAGAGAUUGACGAGAGGCGAGAGCCGUCACGAAGGCGGAGACGUACAGACAGGGAGUUAUUCGGAGAUGUCGACCCACGCGAGAUUGCCGACAUGGCACUGAUGCCUUACCGACGCAAAAGCAUAACGAGGGAAGACUUCGAUAUCGAUCAGCGUGUUCGACCUGGUCUGCUGAGGAGGCAGAGUAGCCUCGACACUUUCGACCGACGCAGACGUCAUGACGACGAGCAUCGCAUCCCACCAUAUACCCCCGUGCCCCUUCCAAUCCGCCGACAAAGGCCAUGGGAGGGAUACUAUGAGCCAGAAGACUAUCGCGAAGUGGAAAUCCAGCGUGAGCGCUCGGUGCGCAGGCGUCGAGCACCAAAGAGUGAGCGUUCAGUCAAGGAGAGCGUCAAGUCACAGAGCUCUAGCAGCUCCAGCAGCAGCUCAUCAUCUGAAGAGAGCGUGGCCAAGACGGAGAAGACUAGCAAAACCAAGUCUCGUGCGCCUAGUACUAAAGCCAGUACCAAGGCCAAGAGCAGUCGUGCUACUAGCGUGCACGAGAGCAUUCACGAGACGCAUAUCUCGGAGUCUUUACCCCCGGCACCACCACCACCCGAACCAAUUACAGAAAAGAGUGUCCAUGAAACGCUCAUCGAAGAGAGCAUACAUGCAGUGCGCAAAUUCAAGAAGGGCAAGACGCGGAUGCCGAAACGCCUUGUGAGGGUCGAAGCGAUUAUGGAUCUUGGCUACCCAUUCGAGGAGGAGGAAGAUUUCUUCGUGCUUCAGAUUGCUCUUGAAAAGGAGCAGAUCGACGAGGUUAUUCAGAUCAGCGAGACGUACAAGAAUGGAGAGAAAAAGAAGGUCUAUCGCUUCGAGGAGAAGAUCGAAGAAGGAUCGCCCAUCCCAGCUCCGCCAGUGGGCGAACACGAAGAAAUUCAGCGCACUGAAUGGAUCAAUCCACCGACCGUCAUCGGGCGUCGUGGCUCUCCAAGUGCAAAGAGUAGCAUUAGUCAAGUGCAUCGCUCACGAUCACGACGACCAUCUUCGCCAGCCACUUAUGUGGAGAAGCGUGAAACCAUCAUCGAAGAAACGUGA
Molecule: messenger RNA, 1308 nt
Organism: Pseudocercospora fijiensis CIRAD86
Lineage: Eukaryota; Fungi; Ascomycota; Dothideomycetes; Mycosphaerellales; Mycosphaerellaceae
Exons: 3
Coding region: 1-1308 (435 amino acids)
Source: RefSeq, a predicted model, not a curated record